Lineus longissimus is the source of this 2919-nucleotide messenger RNA. Its product is annotated as annexin A5-like. The coding region runs from base 174 to 1907 and encodes 577 amino acids. The record is from RefSeq and is a predicted model, not a curated record. The transcript is spliced from 13 exons. Gene Ontology annotation, cellular component: nucleus; cytoplasm. NCBI's taxonomy places the organism in Eukaryota, Metazoa, Nemertea, Pilidiophora, Heteronemertea, Lineidae. Gene Ontology annotation, molecular function: calcium ion binding; calcium-dependent phospholipid binding.
ACCUGUGUGCAGGUGUGGUCUGCAGACCAACCUUUGGCAUAACCAGGUUGUUUACAAAUGGUUGCAUGGAUUCUAUACAAAUAUAUACAAUGUAUAUACAUACAGUACACAAGUUCACGUGAGAGAAAAUUCACCAGCAUUUCGCAUUCCUUACUUCUAAAUUUCUUGUGAUCAUGUCCUAUGGAUAUCAGUCCAACUACUCGAGUGGCCCCCCACCGCCGCCUAGAGGAGGAGGGCCUUUCGGGUAUGCUGCUGCCUCCUCUGGUCCACCUCCCCCACCACCAUCGGGUUAUGGCUACCAGCAGCAGAGUGCCUAUAAUGUCAACUACUCACAAGGAGGCUACCAAUCUGUUUAUUCUAAUAGCGGAGCUGUACCUGGGUUCACCGUUCCUGCGGUUCAGAGUGUUCAGCAGCAGUACCAGACCGUCUACCAAGGACAUGCACCAGCCCCAUGCCAGAUGCCAUACGGCAUGCAUGUGAAGAAUAUGGACCAGCAGAUGCAGAGUGCCCAGAUGCAGCAGAUGCAGGCCAUGCAGCAGCAGUAUGCACGGAUGGCAAUGAGAGGGCAAAAGAAAAAGAGCAGAAAGUAUGAUGAUGAUGAUGAUGAUGAUUAUGACAGUGAGGAUGAUGAUGAGGAAGAGUACCGUUCAAAGGGUAAAAAGAAGGCUCCUAAAAAGCCUGUCACAAGUGAACAAAUCGCGGCCAAUACUGAUAUCAAGGCCGAGAUCAAGCGCAUGACGGUCGAUGAGCUGAUCCGGAGACAGACGUGUUCAGGCACGUUUGAGUUGACUGAAGGCACCGUGAAACCAUCGCCAAAGUAUGCAGCCGAGGACCCAGUGGUGAAGUUCUAUAGUACAGAGCGUUCAACUGACCUUGUUGGCAAGCCGUGGGACUCAGAAGCUGACUGCGAGUACUUGAGGAAGGCCAUGAAGGGGUUGGGAACGAAUGAGGAUGCGAUUAUUCAUGUUGUUGCCACCAGAUGCAAUGCACAGAGACAAGAGCUGAAGAAGAAAUUCAAGACCAUGUACGGAAGGGACCUGAUCGAUGACCUCCACAGUGAAUUGAGUGGCGACUUCAGGGAGUCAAUCAUGGCAUGUUUCGUAAAGCCAGCCGUCUAUGAUGCCUGGGCUAUCAAAGAGGCGAUCUACGGUUUGGGAACAGACGAGAAGACCCUGAUUGAGAUCUUGAUGACAAGGACCAAUGCACAGCUAGAAGAAAUGAAACAGGUCUAUCCCGAUGUUGCGAGUCCGAACAGGAAGAAAAAAGCCAACCUAAUUGAGCGAGAUAUAAAAGAUGACACAAGUGGAGAUUUCAAGCGUCUCAUGAUUGCUGCCGUCCAAGCCAACCGCAGCGAAAUCGGCCAAGAACAGUUGGAAAAAGCCGUCGAAGAGCAAAUGGUGAACGGUAAAGGAACGGGAAUAUUCAAUGUCAACUACCAGAAACUUGCUAAUAUCGAGGCAGCAAAGAGGGAUGCAAAUUUGCUUUUCAAAGCAGGUGAAGACAGAUGGGGAACAGAUGAAGAAACGUUUGUCCGUAUCUUUUCCACUCGAGAUUACUACCAGCUCCGAGAAAUCUGGAACCAGUAUGUCAAGAUAACACAGCGAGAUAUACUGAAUUCCAUUGAUAGAGAGACGUCUGGUGACUUCAAGAGAGGCCUGGCUGCCCUUGUUUGUAACAUCCGAUGCCGUCCGAUGUACUUUGCCCAGCGGCUACGUGAUGCCAUGAAGGGGCUCGGCACUGAUGACAAGACACUGAUCCGAGUUGUAGUUUCAAGAGCUGAAAUCGAUAUGGUUCAGAUCAAGCAAUGUUUCCUUGAAUUGACGAAGAAGACGCUCUGGAAGUGGAUCAAGGAGGACACCAGUGGUGACUACAAGAAAAUACUUCAGGCUAUCGUAGGGAAAGAUUAGAGAAAAAUAUAAAUGAACUGGCAUUCCAUGACAGUGUUGGCAUCAUCUCUUUCAGUUAAACCAGAUAAAACUUACUGUAAAGUCAAAUAUCGAUAUUGCUGCUUUGCCGUUUGAGCAACCCAGGCAAUAUUUGUCUAGAUGCUGAUGAGGCUAUAAGCGUAUCGCAAAAAAGAGUAUGGAAAAUGUUUCUCUAUGGUCCUUGAAUAAAUAGCUUUUAGAAGCCAUUGGCUUUCCUCAUUUAAGUUAUUGUAGGUUCUAUCCAUGGUUCUAUCCUUCUGUUAGCCUGUAGAAUGUCGUUAAAUGUUUACAUCUAUAUAUUGUCCACUCGUAGACAUCCUAACAGUAGGCCUUAAUACUGUAUAUGAUUUUGUCUAUUCUUCAGGGAUUUAUUUAAGUUAUUUGAAUUGAUCAUCCGUCCCUUUGCAAAAAAUGUGUUUGCAAAUAUUUCAUGAUCGCUGUGAUUGUUCCUAGUCUCUCAUCAAGUACUUUGCUGCUAAACAGUGAUUUGAAAUUGACUUCAGAUUGUCAGUCUUUUAAACUUAUUUUGAUGUUUGUUCCUAUUUUUAUAUCUUUAGUUAAAACAUGCUACAUGUUGGCCUGGCCUAUACAUGUAAAGCAUGAAAUGUUCGUAAUGAAACGAAAACAAAAUUCCACUGACCUUUUGAUAAAUAUUUAUUUUUGGACUUAAGUGCCGUGUAUUUUUUAUCAGUAAGGUUUUCCAUAAUGUUACUCGAUGAGGGUUUUUUUCUUUUUCAUGGUAGUAUGAGCGUUUUACCAUGAUCAAAAUUACAUGUAGGAAAGUCAAAUUGAGUUCAUGUAGUUCUCUGACGACACCUUUAUCCGUCCAAGCAAUACAUGACAUGCAAUGAUGUAUAAGUGUUAUUUAUUUGUUGUUAGACUAUUUGAUCAAUACGAGUCCUGUAGUAUAUGUAACCCAUCGUUCCAAAAUUGGUAGUCCCACAUGUAGAAUUCUUUUGACUAUCAAUAUCAAGACUACGUACAUACUGUUGAA